Myotis brandtii (Brandt's bat) is the source of this 5658-nucleotide messenger RNA. Its product is annotated as THO complex subunit 2-like. Lineage: Eukaryota; Metazoa; Chordata; Mammalia; Chiroptera; Vespertilionidae. The record is from RefSeq and is a predicted model, not a curated record. Gene Ontology annotation, molecular function: mRNA binding. The transcript is spliced from 2 exons. Gene Ontology annotation, biological process: mRNA processing; mRNA export from nucleus. Gene Ontology annotation, cellular component: THO complex part of transcription export complex. Bases 1084 to 5658 code for a protein of 1524 amino acids.
UAUCUUAGCAUAAUACCCUGUAUAUCCAUCCAUGUUGUCCCAGAACAUCUAUCCCAAUCCCAUUGCCAGAGGCGGGCAGACCAGAUGAGGUGGCCUAUUUCCCUCAUGUGUUUGGAGAAUGCUUGGCAAGGGCUAAGAGACCUGAACCUGUGUAGGAGAGAACGGAGAAAUCUGCAUUGACUGUCAUGCUCGAGAGAGAGAGAGAGAGAGAGAGAGAGAGAACGCAGUUUAUUUUAUACCUUCUAAAACCCAGAAACAGUGAGCAGCUUUCACAUUUCAAACACACAAUCCAAUUCACCUUUGGUGAAGUGUCUGAUGAGGCUGCACUGGGGCGGCUGACUGAUAAGCAACGCUGUCCAUCAGGGAGCAGUGGGACAUUCACGUCUUAGGUCACAAGACAGAAACCGAGAGCGAUUCCACUGAAUCAGAUGAAGACUUUACUCUGGGCGUCUGGACCCCAAAAAAAUCCCUACAUUACGACCACUCCAGAGAGUAACGGAGCGAGUGACGAUGGGGCUGCUGGACGCUCAGCCAGGUGUAUUCUCCACUCGACCCGCCUGCGCCCCCGCACCCGGAGCGGCCAGUCACCCUCACGCCUCUGGAAGAACACACGCUCCUCCCAGCCAUGAGCCUCACAUGCGCCUUAUAAACACGGGAACCCUGACUGCUCAACCUGUACACGUCGAGAUCCCAUCACUGCCCCAGUCAAGCACGGAUCCGAAACCUAACGUCACCGAGCCGACGUUUGCAGAAACAACUGGAGCACACGAUCCAGACCGAGGCUUUUCCGAGGAACGCCUUUCCCAGGGCCCAUAUUAAGCUGGAAAACCCGGAGGAAGCGAGUGGACUGCACCUGGCGUCACAGAUUUUUUUUUUUUUUUUUUUUUUUUUUAGCCACAACAGAUGCACUCACCCUUUAAAAAAAACCGCUGUCUGGGGAGAAGACUGGUGGGGCCAGAAGUCGUUGGGGCCCGAAACUCGAAAAGCGAACGCGCAGUUCCCGGCAUUCCUGGUGGGCGGUACUUCCCUUUGACCCCGCGCUGACGCGCUGCACUUCCGGCCUCUGUUACUAAGGCAGGGAAGAUGGAGGCAGCGUCGGUGUCGGUCCCGGUCGAGUGGAUAAAGAGCUGGGAGAAAUCAGGGAGGGGCGACUUUUUGGACUUAUGCUGGCUUCUCAGCGAAAACAGAAGCCACGGCAGUUCGACUUACAGAGAUUUCCAGCGAGCUCUCUAUGAGUUAUCACACCAUGUCAUUAAAGGAAAUCUGAAGCCCGAACAAGCAUCGAGUGUUUUAAAUGACAUCAGCGAAUUUCGGGAGGAUAUGCCCUCCAUUCUGGCUGAUGUCUUUUGCAUGUUAGAUAUUGAGACAACCUGUUUAGAAGAGAAGAGCAAGAGAGACUGUUUUACGCAGUUGGUGUUAGCGUGUUUGUAUUUCGUUUCAGACACGAUUCUAAAGGAACGCCUGGAUCCAGAAACAUUGGAAUCAUUAGGACUUAUCAAACAAUCACAGCAAUUCAAUCAAAGGUCAGUGAAAAUCAAGACAAAACUCUUUUAUACGCGGCAAAAGUUCAACUUGUUAAGAGAAGAGAAUGAAGGCUAUGCUAAGCUCAUUGUUGAAUUGGGGCAAGAUUUAUCGGGAAAUAUGACUGGUGAUUUAAUCUUAGAAAAUAUCAAAUCCUUAAUAGGAUGCUUUCAUCUAGAUCCCAAUAGAGUUUUGGGUGUCCUUUUAGAAGUGUUUGAAUGCAGACCAGAAUGUGAUGACUUCUUUAUAUCUUUAUUAGAACCUUGUGUGAAUAUGUGUGAGCCGCAAACACUUUGUCAUAUACUUGUGUUCAAAUUCAAGUUUUACCAGGAGCCGAAUGGAGAGACUCCUUCAUCUUUAUACAGAGUUGCAGCAGUGCUCCUACAAGUUAAUCUUAUUGAUUUAAAUGAUCUUUAUGUACAUCUUCUUCCAGCUGAUAAUUGCAUUAUGGAUGAAUAUAAACGAGAAAUGGUGGAAGCUAAGGAAAUUGUCAGAAAACUUACGAUAGUUGUAUUGUCUUCUGAAAAAAUUGAUAAGCAAGAGAAGGAAAAGGAAAAAGAGGAGGAGAAAGUAGAAAAGCCACCUGACAACCAAAAACUUGGUUUGUUAGAAGCCUUGUUAAAGAUUGGCGAUUGGCAGCAUGCACAAACAUUAUGGGAUCAGAUGCCUCCAUACUAUGCUGCUUCACAUAAGCUAAUAGCUCUUGCUAUUUGCAGGCUUAUUCACAUAACUAUUGAGCCUCUCUACCGAAGAGUUGGCAUUCCUAAAGGUGCUGAAGGCUCACCUGUUCGUGCUUUGCAAAAUAAGAGAGCUCUAAAACAAGCAGGGAGCUUUGAGGAUUUGAGGACAGAUGCCUACAAUAUGUUCUGUUACCUCGGUCCCCACCUUUCUUGGGAUCCCAUUUUAUUUGCAAAAGUGGUGCGCAUAGGCCAGUCCUUUAUGAAGGAGCUUCAGUCUGAUGGAAGGAAACAAGAGGCUCAAGAGAAGCCCUACUUCCAUAUCUUUCUCUAUCGUCUGUAUGGCCAGUGGAAGAAUGAAACUUAUAACAGUCACCCACUUUUAGUAAAAGUUAAAGCUCAAACAAUAGACAAAGUUAAAUAUAUCAUGAAACGUCUAACCAAGGAAAAUGUAAAGCCUUCUGGAAGACAAAUUGGGAAAUUGAGCCACAGCAAUCCAACUAUUUUGUUUGAUUAUAUCUUGUCACAAAUACAGAAGUAUGAUAACUUAAUAACACCUGUAGUAGAUUCACUGAAAUACCUCACUUCAUUGAAUUAUGAUAUCUUGGCCUAUUGUAUCAUUGAAGCUUUAGCAAAUCCAGAAAAGGAAAGAAUGAAACACGAUGAUACAACUAUUUCAAGCUGGCUUCAGAGUCUUGCUAGUUUCUGUGGUGCAGUUUUUCGUAAAUACCCAAUUGAUCUUGCUGGUCUUCUGCAAUAUGUGGCUAAUCAGCUAAAGGCAGGAAGAAGUUUUGACCUGCUUAUAUUGAAAGAAGUGGUACAAAAAAUGGCAGGAAUAGAAAUUACCGAGGAAAUGACAAUGGAGCAACUAGAGGCCAUGACUGGUGGAGAGCAACUAAAAGCUGAGGGAGGUUAUUUUGGCCAGAUCAGAAACACUAAAAAAUCCUCCCAGAGAUUAAAGGAUGCACUAUUGGACUAUGAUCUUGCUCUUCCCCUUUGUUUGAUUAUAGCUCAGCAGAGGAAUGGGGUGAUCUUUCAGGAAGGUGGAGAGAAACAUUUGAAACUUGUUGGAAAGCUCUAUGAUCAGUGUCAUGAUACCCUGGUACAGUUUGGUGGAUUUUUAGCAUCUAAUCUAAGCACAGAAGAUUAUAUAAAGAGAGUACCUUCAAUUGAUGUGCUCUGUAACGAAUUUCAUAUACCCCAUGAUGCAGCAUUUUUCUUGUCUAGGCCAAUGUAUGCACACCAUAUUUCAUCCAAAUAUGAUGAACUUAAAAAAUCGGACAAGGGAAGUCAACAGCAACAUAAAGUCCACAAGUACAUAACAUCAUGUGAAAUGGUGAUGGCCCCUGUCCAUGAAGCAGUAGUCUCAUUGCACGUUUCCAAAGUCUGGGAUGACAUCAGCCCUCGAUUCUAUGCCACAUUCUGGUCAUUGACAAUGUAUGACCUUGCAGUUCCACACACCAGCUAUGAACGCGAAGUCAGUAAACUUAAAGUCCAGAUGAAAGCAGUUGAUGACAAUCAAGAAAUGCCUCCAAAUAAAAAGAAAAAAGAAAAGGAGCGUUGUAGUGCUCUUCAGGACAAGCUUCUUGGAGAAGAAAAGAAACAGAUGGAACAUGUACAGCGAGUUCUACAGAGACUGAAACUGGAAAAGGACAACUGGCUUUUAGCAAAAUCUACCAAAAAUGAGACCAUUACAAAAUUUUUACAGCUGUGUAUAUUUCCUCGAUGUAUUUUUUCAGCAAUUGAUGCUGUUUACUGUGCUCGUUUUGUUGAAUUGGUACAUCAACAGAAAACUCCAAAUUUUUCCACACUUCUUUGCUAUGAUCGAGUUUUCUCUGACAUAAUUUUCACAGUUGCAAGCUGUACUGAAAAUGAAGCUAGUCGAUAUGGGAGGUUUCUUUGCUGCAUGUUAGAGACUGUGACCAGGUGGCACAGUGAUAGAGCCACAUAUGAAAAGGAAUGUGGAAAUUAUCCAGGAUUCCUUACUAUAUUACGGGCAACUGGAUUUGAUGGUGGAAAUAAAGCUGAUCAACUAGACUAUGAAAAUUUUCGACAUGUUGUACAUAAAUGGCAUUACAAACUAACUAAGGCAUCAGUACAUUGCCUUGAAACAGGUGAAUAUAUUCACAUUAGGAAUAUCUUGAUUGUGCUAACAAAAAUACUUCCUUGUUACCCAAAAGUUUUAAAUCUGGGUCAGGCUUUGGAAAGAAGAGUGCAUAAAAUCUGCCAAGAAGAAAAAGAGAAAAGGCCUGAUCUAUAUGCAUUAGCUAUGGGCUACUCUGGGCAGUUGAAAUGUAGGAAGUCAUACAUGAUACCUGAAAAUGAAUUUCAUCACAAAGACCCCACUCCGAAGAAUGCAGUUGCCAAUGUACAAAAUGGGCCUGGUGGUGGGUCUUCAUCUUCAAUAGGAAGUGCAUCUAAAUCUCAUGAAAGCAGUGCUGAGGAGAAUGAUAAAUCAAGGGAGAGAUCUCAGUGUGGUGUGAAAGCUGUAAAUAAAGCUUCUAGUGCCACACUGAAAGGCAAUUCAAACAAUGGCAAUAGUGGCUUUAAUAGCAGCAAAAUCAUUAAAGAAAAUGACAAAGAGAAAGGGAAAGAAAAGGAGAAAAGAGAAAAGACUCCAGCUACUACUCCAGAGGCCAGGGUACUUAGUAAAGAUGGUAAAGAAAAACCAAAGGAAGAACGGCCAAAUAAAGAUGAAAAAGCAAGAGAGACAAAGGAAAGAACACCUAAGACCAACAAAGAGAAAGAAAAAUUCAAGAAGGAAGAAAAAGCUAAAGAUGAGAAAUUCAAGACCACUGUCCCCAACAUAGAAUCAAAAUUGACUCAAGAAAAGGAAAUAGAGAAGGAGUCAUUCAGAGAAAGAGAUAUAGCAAAGGAAAUAAAAUCAAAAGAAAAUGUUAAAGGAGGAGAAAAAAGACCAGUUUCUGGGCCCUUGAAGUCACCUGUUCCCCGAUCAGAUAUUACUGAGCCUGAAAGGGAACAAAAACGCCGUAAAAUUGAUAUACACCCUUCUCCAUCACAUACCUCAACAAUAAAGGACAGUCUCAUCGAACUCAAGGAGUCUUCAGCAAAGCUCUACCUUAAUCAUACUCCUUCACCACUAAUCAAAAGUAAGGAGAGAGAAACAGACAAGAAAGAUUUGGACAAGUCAAGGGAAAGAUCCAGAGAAAGAGAGAAAAAAGAUGAAAAGGAUAGAAAAGAGCGGAAACGGCAUCACUCAAACAAUGACCGGGAAGUGCUACCAGACUUAACCAAGAGGCGAAAAGAAGAAAAUGGAACAAUGGCGGUUUCAAAACACAAAAGUGAAAAUCCAUGUGAUUCUCCUUAUCCAAAUGAGAAAGACAAGGAAAAAAAUAAGUCAAAAUCUUCAGGCAAAGAAAAAGGCAGCGAUUCAUUUAAAUCUGAAAAGAUGGAUAAAAUCUCCAGUGGCAAAAAGGGUAUAUACAGACCCCUAAGUUGA